Dreissena polymorpha is the source of this 3557-nucleotide messenger RNA. Its product is annotated as transient receptor potential cation channel subfamily M member-like 2. Bases 28 to 2970 code for a protein of 980 amino acids. NCBI's taxonomy places the organism in Eukaryota, Metazoa, Mollusca, Bivalvia, Myida, Dreissenidae. Gene Ontology annotation, molecular function: ligand-gated calcium channel activity. Gene Ontology annotation, cellular component: membrane. The record is from RefSeq and is a predicted model, not a curated record. Gene Ontology annotation, biological process: calcium ion transmembrane transport. The transcript is spliced from 22 exons.
CAUCCUAUAGAAACCAAAGGUCUAACAAUGCGGACGGAACAUCAUUCAUGUACAAUUGAAGAGGAAACAUCAAAGACCGAAAAAAUACAAACAUCUAAUGCCAACCUCAUUAUAUCUGUUAUCGAAACAUCACAGAGAGGGAAAGAACUUAAUGACGCCCAUCAACGUUUGCUAACAUCACUUGGUGAAAUUGCAGAUAGCAGAGGCACGUGGAUAAUCAGCUUUAGUACUGAAAACGAAGCCGUUGAGUACCUGGAGGUGAAACAAAGCAGUUCCAAGGCUUACGAGAAACCAAUUGAAUAUUUUGAAAAGUCGUUUGGUGACGGCAUUCUUGUACUGGAUCAUGAUGACAACAAUAGUGUACACUCAACCAAACACUCUUACCUGCUAAUGAGAGGUGUCGAAAGCUUCGACUGCAAACGUAAGGACCGUGACAAUUUAGGAUGUGUUGUGAUUGUUCUCGGGGUUGAUGUGUCUGUAUUAAAGAAGGCACUCUACGCUGUUACCCACGGCAUCCCGGUGGUUUUCAUACAAGGAUCGGGAUCAGAAGCUGACUUGAUUGCAGCAUGCAUUAAUCAAAAUGAACGUUCGACCGACAAUGCCAAAGAAGAAUGCGUCCAUUUGCUCAAAGACAUUCUCGAAGAAACAAAAUAUGUAAACAUUUACUCUCAAUCAGAAACGACUGACAUACAAUAUGCCAUUCUAUUAGCUCUCAAGAAAGCACACCAUAGCACUUCGAAAUUGCUGCUAUCUCUUGCUUGGAGAUGGAACGAAUUCGAUUUUGCUCAAAACGAGAUACAGUUUCCAGAUCCGAUGUCUGCAUGCGAUGAAAUCACAUCUUUGACACAUGUGACCAAUGUCACAAUUGCUGAUACCCUGUUCGAAACAUUGUGCAAUGAUCAAGCGGACUUUGUCAAACUGCUGCUUCCAACAGAAUUGAACGUAAACUACGAAGAUUUGGAGAAAUUAUAUAGCGAUGUGCUGGGUGGCAAUGCAGAAAGUGACACAAUAAAAAUGUUUAUUAAAAAACAGCUGCACUGGAUACAGCCAGACGAAGACACAUAUCAGUCAAGAACGCCUUAUGAAUUUCCGUUGUUGUCGAGGGUUGGAAACCUCUUGAAUGCUCAGUUCAACAAUAUGGGCAACCCGUAUUCCGACCAAAAAAGGCCGAUUGGUUUUGUAGACCUUUUUCUCUUUGCCAUACUAUUUAACCGUCAACGGCUUGGAGAGCUCAUGUGGAAACAUUGUCAAGACAAACUUGGCACAGCCUUGGUUGCAAGUUCAGUCCUGAAAGCAUUUGCAAACACAGCGGGACGUUGUCUGGAAUCAGAACUGUCAACGGAUCUCAGAAAUCAUGCCAGGGAUUAUGAACGAAAAGCAAUUGGUGUGCUCACAGAAUGUUACAAGAAAGACAAUAAGAAGGCCCACGAUAUAUUGAUAAAAACACUCGAGAAACCAUUUGAUAAAAUAAGGCCGUUAGAGUUGGCGAACAGUAAUUACCUCAAGGAGUUCAUGGGACACGAUUGUUGUCAGACGAAACUCAACAUCAUUUGGAGAGGAAAAAUUACAGUUGAUAUGCCCUUGUGGAAGAUCCUCCUGGCGCUUUUCAUGCCAAUUUUCAUAAUUUUGAUCAAGUUCACCACGAAAAAUGGACCAUGUAAACCUAAGACAUUGUGCUGCAAAAAACACAAAAAGCAAAAAGAAUCGCAUAUAGAACCGGAACUGGAAAUGACUAUGAAGGGACCGGAACAGGAACCGGGCAUGAAGGAACAGAAACGGGAACCGGAACGGAGAAAAAUGGACUUCUAUUUAAAGAAGUUUCCAUCGUCAAAGCCGCAGUUGUAUCCUGUUGGUAUUUUCCGCAAAAACCAAGAGGGAAUUAUACGCUUUACUGAUGCCAUAUAUCAUUUGUACACAGCGCCUUGUUCAGUGUACACUUUUAACUUGCUGUCCUAUGUGAUUUUCGUUAUAUACUUCUCUUACUUCAUCAUCGUCGACCUGAAUGAGGAAGCUUCCUUUAUGGAGUACACACUCUGGGGCUGGGUCCUCACAAUGUUCUUUGAGGAAACGAGAGAGUGUGUCAAGAUGUGUCAGUGUGAUGGACUCAUGGGUCGAAUACAAUAUUGGUUUGGAUCACAGUGGAACAAGUUUGACGCGAUCUUAUACUUUUUUUUUAUCACGACUAUUGCGACGAGAUAUAGUCUUUCAGGAAAUAACUUUCAGUAUGUCCGCUUUCUAUACAGCCUCAACGUAGCACUGUACUCCAUGCGGUUUCUACAGGCAUUUCUUGUUGCCGAAAAGUUGGGUCCAAAAUUAAUUAUGUUAAAAAAAAUGAUGUUCGACCUGUUUAUUUUUGCGGGGAUCUUCAUUGUCUUUUUUGUCACCUUUUGUGUUAUGUACCAAGCCAACCUGUACCCAAACUCUCCAAACUCUCGCACUUUCAUCUGGGACAAGUUCUGGCACACACCAUUUUGGCAGAUCUUUGGGGAGCUCUUUGUGGACGAAAUUGGACGAGGACCAUUGUCUGCAAAUUGCACAACAGAUGAGAGCGUUUGGAGACCGCAAGGCGGAACAAAUCGCUGUCCAACAGGCACCUACAUGGUUGCGUUCAUUGGGGCCAUUUACAUGAUUUUGACUCACAUAGUUCUCAACAAUUUGCUGAUUGCAAUGUUUAGCCACACAUUCGCAAAUGUUCAGGAGAAGUCGGGCCAUAUUUGGAAGUACUACUGUUACGGAAUUGUACGUGAAUAUUACACCAGACCCGUGCUUUGUCCUCCUUUGAUAAUUCUGGUUCACAUUUAUCGUACAUUACGAUAUGUGAGGUUUCGUUGUGGAGAUUGCGUGUACGACAACGAGUUUCGACUAAAGGACAAAGAAGGGUUUUACAGUAAACAUUUACUGAAAUUUGCUGAUGCUGCAGCUAAACGGUGUAUUAAACAGAACAAGAACGCACAAACACAAGAAUUUUAAAACACGCGGAAGAAAUAAUAUACAUGAGCUUGAAGCAAUAAUAUACACGACCUAAAGUAAUGAUAUAAACGAACGUGAAGCUAUGACAUGCAAUUCUAACAAAAAUGAUACUCCAGCUGCAACAGCAGGAAACCAACUUUAUUAUAGCAUAUGGUAUUUUAUUUAUAGGAGAUUAUCAAUUUGCCAUAAAGUGCGACAAGCACACUCGCACAACGCAAUUAAAUGUGUGUUUUUUAAUUAUCAUUACCUCUUCAUCACUUUAUAAAGCCAAAAUUUGUGUUGUGUAUAUAUACAAAAAUCGUGAUUAGUGAAAGAGCAUAGUGGUUCUCUUUGUUUCUUAAAAAAAGAAUCGCAACGCCAUGGAAUCACAUUUGAUAAUGCGAUAAUUUGUGUAAAUUGUGUGUUAUGUAGUGUAUAUGCAAUUGGUCUUUAUCAUAAAUAAUAUUCCAGUAAACGUUCAAAUAGAAUUGCUAUCUUAGUAGUGUAAGUGUAGUUUUUAGUUAUUAUUCGUAUAUUUUAAUAUACUAUAAAUACUAUUAUUAAAACACAUUUUACUAGGAAUGAUUUUAACAUGAUUGUUUAUGUAA